CGAGCACAACUACAGCCAAAGCAUCGAUAUGGCAACCGACAACACAGAAUUUGUAUUCUUUUAUGGCGAUAGCGCGUCAGAAUACCCGCCCGGCUCCAAGAAUUACGUGCUAUCUCAGUGGUUUGACUGCAAGUUCAGCGAUCCGGAGCAGCCUGGUGUGAUAUUUACGUCCGCUGAGCAAUUCAUGAUGGCAGGCAAGGCCCGGCUGUUCGGCGACUCCGCCACGCUGGCCCUCAUCAUGGAGGCUCGCGACCCGGGCUGCAUGAAGGCGCUGGGGCGGCAGGUGGCGGGCUUCAAGCCGGACGUGUGGGACGCGGCGGCGUUCGACCUGGUGGUGCGAGGCAACUUCCUCAAGUUCGGGGCGGACCCGGAGCUGCGCGAGGUGCUGUUGGGCACCGGGGAUGCACUGCUGGUGGAGACGGCGCCGGAGGACAGGCUCUGGGGCAUCGGCCUGGAUGAGGAGACCGCCCGCGCCACACCUGCGUCCGAGUGGCCCGGCCGCAACCUCUUGGGCAAGGCGCUAGUGGAGGCGCGUGAGCAACUGCGGCGGCAGGAGCAGCAGCAGGACACGGAGCGUCAAAAGGAGGCGGAGCCGGCACAAGAAGACUCGGCCAAAAAGCGGAAGGCUGUGGCCGAGGACCCGCAGCAGCAGCCGGCGGACGACGGGGAGCAGCUGCUGCAGGGUCAGGACGAGGCGGCAGAGGAAGAGGAGGCGCCAGAGGGCAAUCCACGUGAGAAGCGGCAGCGUGUGGAGUGCCAGGAGGUGCUGGACACGCCUGAGGAGGCGCCAAAUGCCUGAUGCGGAUACUGUCUUGGUCAGGAUAACUAAGUCACAGGCGCACUGUGCUUAACCGUACAUAGCAUUCAUGAUGUAUUUAUGUAUGAGCGUGGUGACGCAGUUUGCGUUCAUGGUGCUUUGCAUGGUGGAAGAAUAAAUGAGCGAGCUGGCGCUGAUGUGCGCUGAUGGAGUUGUGACAGGCGGGAGUAUCGCUUGCCAGUUGCCACGUCCCAGGGCAGUUUGCAAGAGGGCCAUUUGCAGACUGUGCGACGAGGGUAUGAACCUGGUGUCAGCGCGGGUCAGCGUAUGGUUGCGCAGCCGCCACGAGCGCCCCCUGGACGUUCAGUUUUGAAGCACAAGAUAGCUACGGUACUCUUACCUGGGGGGCUGCGCCACCUAUUGCCGGACCCGUUGGCGCGGGUGGGCAAAAGACUGUAAGGCAAGAAGUGC
Messenger RNA from Chlamydomonas reinhardtii, 1228 nucleotides. RefSeq lists its product as uncharacterized. The transcript has 4 exons. NCBI's taxonomy places the organism in Eukaryota, Viridiplantae, Chlorophyta, Chlorophyceae, Chlamydomonadales, Chlamydomonadaceae. Bases 29 to 799 code for a protein of 256 amino acids. The record is from RefSeq and is a predicted model, not a curated record.